AUGUCAGUUGCUGUAGAGACAUUUGGAUUCUUCUUGAGUGCGCUGGGGCUACUAAUGCUUGGAGUGACACUUCCCAACAGCUAUUGGCGUGUGUCUUCUGUCCAUGGCAAUGUCAUUACCACAUCGACCAUCUUUGAGAACCUCUGGUACAGCUGCGCCACAGACUCCACUGGUGUCUACAACUGCUGGGAGUUUCCUUCCAUGCUUGCCCUGUCUGGAACCAUCCAGGCUUGUCGGGCACUCAUGAUCACAGCUAUCCUUUUUGGCUUCCUGGGCCUCUUUCUAGGCAUUAUUGGCCUUCGAUGUACACAAGUUGGGACUAUGACAGCUGAGAGCAAAGCCAAGAUAGCUGCUACUGCAGGGGCCCUGGACAUACUAUCUGGUAUUUGUGGGAUGGUGACUAUCUCCUGGUAUGCCUCUAAUAUCACUCGUCAAUUCUUUGACCCCAUGUAUCCUGGGACCAAGUAUGAGCUAGGCCCUGCCCUGUACCUAGGCUGGAGUGCCUCCCUGAUCUGCAUCCUUGGGGGUAUCUGCCUCUGUAACCACUGCUGCUGCCCACCAGAGAGUCCCUUGAACAGUGCUCCGCUACCCUACAAGGCUCCCUUGGCUGUCCUGCCCCCAAGGACUUCGGAGGAUAGUGAAGUCAGCUUUGGCAAAUAUGGGAAAAAUGCCUAUGUAUAGAGAGACUUAGGUGGUAGCUUCUGCUCUCUUCUAUUGCACCAGUUUGGAGGAAACAGGAGGAGAGGGCAUGGGCUACCUAAAAUCAGACCCACUCCUAGCACUUUGACGCUGCCUCAGUUCUGAGCAAGGUCCAAGCACUCCAAACCCCUACUCUUACUCUAGCUCUGCCACCAGGCUUCCCCCUGAAUUUCAUGUCCCACACCCUCCUCUCUGGCCUUGAAUCACUGGGCAGCUUUCUCCCCACUGCCUUUUACCUUGGUCAGACUCUGGGAGACCCUAUGGGAUGGGGGUGGGGCAGGGACCACUGAGUAUGUGUAUUUUGUAUAAAUAAAAGUUUAUAUUGCAACCAUA
Messenger RNA from Monodelphis domestica (gray short-tailed opossum), 1032 nucleotides. It is a transcript of the gene CLDN15, whose product is annotated as claudin 15. Gene Ontology annotation, molecular function: structural molecule activity. Gene Ontology annotation, cellular component: membrane; bicellular tight junction. The record is from RefSeq and is a predicted model, not a curated record. NCBI's taxonomy places the organism in Eukaryota, Metazoa, Chordata, Mammalia, Didelphimorphia, Didelphidae.